UUCGACUCAUGAGAUCAAGUCUGUCCUGGAUCAGUGCUGAGCAACAGUGUGCAGCUGAACAGGCAAGACUGGCAUCUGUACAAAGUCUUGGGGAUCAUAAAUUCCUGCAGAGUUUGCUUGAUAUGGCUGGUCUGUCACAGGCUUGGAUUGGUGCUUACAACUUCCAGGGAACAUGGCUGUGGGUUGACACAGCUCGCUUCUACUACAGUAACUGGUACUCACUGAGCAGUGUGGGCAGCUACCCAUGUGCUCUCAUGAACAGUAAUGUUGGCUGGUCCAAUACUGUCUGUGGAAGUCGAUAUCCUUACAUCUGUUCUAUUGACCUAAAUAAAUGUUAAAGGACAUGGCUGAAUAAUUUUCCAUAAUGUUGAAGCUGAUAUGGGAAAAUAAAUUGUCUGUUUUCAGAACACUUGAGUAAUAAACACUGUUGAUAUCAAUAAAAAAUGUA
Messenger RNA from Silurus meridionalis, 448 nucleotides. RefSeq names its product ladderlectin-like. Gene Ontology annotation, molecular function: signaling receptor activity. The coding region runs from base 9 to 338 and encodes 109 amino acids. Lineage: Eukaryota; Metazoa; Chordata; Actinopteri; Siluriformes; Siluridae. The record is from RefSeq and is a predicted model, not a curated record. The transcript has 4 exons.